Talaromyces atroroseus is the source of this 762-nucleotide messenger RNA. RefSeq lists its product as hypothetical. Lineage: Eukaryota; Fungi; Ascomycota; Eurotiomycetes; Eurotiales; Trichocomaceae. The transcript is spliced from 3 exons. The coding region runs from base 1 to 762 and encodes 253 amino acids. The record is from RefSeq and is a predicted model, not a curated record.
AUGGCCGCUAAUAAGACACCUGAUAUCACUCUCUACACGGCGCAGACUCCUAACGGUAUCAAGAUUUCCAUUGCGCUGGAAGAACUAGGCCUCCCCUACAAAGUCCAAAAGAUCGAGUUCAGCAAAAACCAGCAAAAAGAGCCAUGGUUCCUGGAGAUCAACCCCAAUGGCCGCAUUCCAGCCAUUACCGAUACGUUCACCGAUGGCAAGCAGAUCAAUCUUUUUGAGUCUGGCGGCAUCUUGCAAUACCUGGUCGAAAACUACGAUCCAGAACACAAACUCUCAUAUCCCCGCGGAACACGAGAAUACUAUGAAGUGAAUAAUUUUCUCUUCUUCCAAAACUCAGGCGUCGGACCAAUGCAAGGUCAGGCAAAUCACUUCUACCGGUACGCUCCAGAACAUAUCGAAUAUGGCAUAAACCGAUAUCAGAAUGAAACCCGCCGAUUGUACGGUGUGCUCGACAAGCAUCUGGCCAAUUCUAAAUCCGGCUUCCUUGUGGGCGACCACAUCUCGAUCGCCGACGUGAGCCACUGGGGAUGGGUUGCCGCGGCUGGUUGGGCUGGCGUCGAUAUCGAUGAGUUCCCGCAUCUCAAGGCCUGGGAGGAAAAACUUGCGGCGCGGCCGGGGGUGGAAAAGGGGAGACAUGUGCCUGAAAGACAUACGAUCAAGGAUGAUCUCAAGAACAAGGAGGAGCUGGAGAAGAAAAGGAAGGAGGGAGCUGCGUGGGUGCAGCAAACAAUGGCAGACAAUGCCAAAAAAUGA